UAUAGCAAUUCCAUGAAAGUCAUAUGCAUGUGGUUGACUGAUAGAUUAGACCUUCAGCUUCACAUCUACCAGCUGAAGACGCUCAUCAAGAUAGUGAAGAAAACCUACCGAGACUUCAGGUUGCAAGGUGUGCUGGAGGGAACGCUGAACAGUAAAACCUACGACACCGUCCACAGCCGUCUGACCGUAGAGGAGGCCACAGUCUCAGUCACGGAUGCGGGAGGACUUCAGGGCAUUACUAUGAAGGACAGUGAUGAGGAGGAAGCAUGAUAUUAUUUCACCAAGGAUUUGGAGUUUGGGGAUGAUGGUGUGAGGGUGGGGGUUAUCUUUGGCUUGGAAGAUUUUUGGUAACUUGUCCUUGUAGUUGCAUUUAUAGUUUUGCCUUAUGAGAGAGGAGCAGAAAUGUAAUUUCCUCCAUUCAAAAAAAAACAACUGAAAGUAAGAUUAUCAGAGGAAAAGCGCCAAGGACUUUCUGAGAACAAUGGUUGUAGCAUAUUUUAAUGUAUAGCUUUGCUUAGGGCUGCAAGAACACUGGCAUAGAGUUUGAGUUCCACUUGUGGUUACGUUUAUUUCCCUUUUGUUCGUUACCAUUCGUUCCUGUAUCUCCAUCAGAUAUCUAUGUCCUGUGCAGAAAACAAAAUGUGUGCCUCACUUAAAACACAACUAUACAGAAAGUCAUUCUUGGAGUAAGUCAGCGCCCUAGGUAAAAAAGUAGUGUAUUUUCAGGAUUACACUUUCUUUACCUUUUUUUGUGCUUAGUUUUACAUUAUGUGAUGUGUAUUAAAAAUUUUAAUCUUGGUUCUUUGUAUUUUGAGGUUGGUAUAUAAGUAAUAGGAUUUCAAGACCAGUCAAACACAUACAAACUACUUAGGAGUGUUGUGUCUAUUCGUUUUGCAAGUUUAAAGAUAUCUCAUCAUGUUGGAUGUCAGUAAGCUUGCCAUCAAUGUUUCAAUUUCUGUGAAAAAUUUCAGGCAAUAAGAACACAUUUUGUCGUGACAACUUCUGUAUCUACCCAAGUUUGUAUAGAAUUCUACAAUUAAAAGAUGUUUUCAAUAUUGCAAAC
Molecule: messenger RNA, 1063 nt
Organism: Mesitornis unicolor (brown roatelo)
Lineage: Eukaryota; Metazoa; Chordata; Aves; Mesitornithiformes; Mesitornithidae
Product: calcium-dependent secretion activator 2-like
Exons: 2
Coding region: 13-270 (85 amino acids)
Biological process (GO): dense core granule exocytosis; positive regulation of exocytosis; synaptic vesicle exocytosis
Cellular component (GO): glutamatergic synapse
Source: RefSeq, a predicted model, not a curated record